This is a messenger RNA of Schistosoma intercalatum, 649 nucleotides long. The record is from the annotation of a GenBank genome assembly. Lineage: Eukaryota; Metazoa; Platyhelminthes; Trematoda; Strigeidida; Schistosomatidae.
CAUAUGUAUACAAACAUAAUGUAAAAUCACUUGUCUGAUUGUGAAUCAAAUCACUAUUGUUUUCAUCCUUCACCAAUAUAUAUAAAGUGAACAACGAAUUCACCUUUCAAUAGUUUAUCCUUUAUCAUUCAUAUUAAAGAGUUAUUCAUAUACAUCUAUAUUCAAUAAUAAAGACUUCAAUAUUCAAUUAUUCAUUCAUUAAUACAUUUUAAUUAAUUUUACAAUUCCAUAAUCCAAAAACAAUAAAAGAAUGAAUAAUUCUGUAAUAAAAAAUGCUGAUAUGUCACAUGAAAUGCAAAAACGUGCACUUGCUAUUGGAAUGGAUUCCGUUCGAAAAUAUGAAUUAGAAAAAGAUAUAGCUGAUCAUUUAAAAAAAGAAUUUGAUACAAGAUAUGGUCCAACAUGGCAUUGUAUAGUGGGAAGAAAUUUUGGCAGUUCUGUAACACAUGAACCGGAUAGUUUCAUCUAUUUUUACGUGGAGAAGUAUGCUGUACUACUUUAUAAAUCAGGAUAGAGCUUCACUAUGUUUAACUCACUUAUCAACUUAAUAACAAUGUAACUUAUGUGAAGAAACAAUGUUUGACUUAUAAAUUGUAGGCAACUUUUGUGUUAAAAUGUUAAUUUCUAUUAUUAUUAUUAUUAUUAUUAU